Molecule: messenger RNA, 1366 nt
Organism: Rhodamnia argentea
Lineage: Eukaryota; Viridiplantae; Streptophyta; Magnoliopsida; Myrtales; Myrtaceae
Product: probable ribose-5-phosphate isomerase 2
Exons: 1
Coding region: 195-1034 (279 amino acids)
Biological process (GO): pentose-phosphate shunt, non-oxidative branch
Molecular function (GO): ribose-5-phosphate isomerase activity
Source: RefSeq, a predicted model, not a curated record
CCAAAUUUCAGUCCUUUUCCCGGAAAAUUCCCCUUUUUUGUUUGUCCAGAGAUUUGCUGCGAUUCAACAUGGGGUUCACUCCCAUCCCCUUCUUGUGACCCCCUCCUUAUCCAGUUUUUGUUCCCAUUCCUUUCUGGGCGUUUUCUUGAUUCUUUCGCCUUCUUGUUCCCCGUUCGUUUCUGGGCUAUAAAAGCAUGAGGACCAUGGCGAUUCCCUAUCCCCAUUUCCUCGGCUCCGAGAAGCCUGCCAUGGAGGCUGGCUUGUUGGGUCCCCCUCCGUCCCCUCCCUCCUCCUCCGCCGCUUCCUUGCCUCCUCCCGUCGCCGCCCUCACCCAGGACAACCUCAAGAGGAUCGCCGCCUACAAGGCCGUCGACUACGUCCAGUCCGGGAUGGUCGUCGGCCUCGGCACCGGCUCCACCGCCUGCCACGCCGUCGACCGCAUCGCCGACCUCCUCCGCCAGGGCAAGCUCUCCGGCAUCGUCGGCAUCCCCACCUCCACCCAGACCCACCAGCAGGCCCUCUCCCUCGGCAUCCCCCUCUCCGACCUCGACUCCCAUCCCUCCCUCGACUUGGCCAUCGACGGCGCCGACGAGGUCGACCCCUACCUCAAUCUCGUCAAGGGCCGGGGCGGGUCGCUGCUCAGGGAGAAGAUGGUCGAGGGGGCUUGCAAGAAGUUCGUUGUCAUCGUCGACGAGAGCAAGCUCGUCAAGCAUCUGGGAGGCAGCGGUCUUGCCAUGCCGGUCGAGAUCGUGCCCUUCUGCUGGAAGUUCACUGCCGAGAGGCUGCGGCUCCUCUUCGAGGACGCUGGGUGCGCCGCCAAGCUGCGGACUUUCUCGGAGACUGGGGAGCCCUUUGUGACCGACAACAAGAAUUACAUUGUGGACUUGUACUUCAAGAAGGACAUUGGGGACUUGAAGGCGGCGAGCGACGCCAUACUGCGGCUGGCUGGAGUUGUCGAGCAUGGGAUGUUCAUCGACAUGGCGACCACGGUGAUCGUGGCGGGGAAGCUCGGGGUUAAGGUGCUGAACAAAUAGUGAACCAAUGCCACAAUGGAGUGGUUAUUUCUAACAGAUUUAUUAGUCGGAGUACCUGAAAUACGGUAUUGUUUAGGCGAGCCGGCAAAGUUUCGGCCGGUGAUCAUGGGGAAGGUCAAGUUUUUUUUUUUUUUCAAUUCUUUUUCCCUUUUAUUUAUAGGACGCUAGGAAGAACAGUAUGUGGCAGGAGUCCACUCAAAUUUUGCUGUUGUCUGGCGAGAAAGUUUGGGGGGAACAUUGAAACAUUUAAGGCUUUCUUAGGAAAGCUGAUUGACAAUCUUCUGUAUACCUGAAAUCAUGCUCUUUUUAAUGCAAGUUCUGCUUUAUUUACU